Apis laboriosa (Himalayan honeybee) is the source of this 1197-nucleotide messenger RNA. RefSeq lists its product as uncharacterized. The record is from RefSeq and is a predicted model, not a curated record. Lineage: Eukaryota; Metazoa; Arthropoda; Insecta; Hymenoptera; Apidae. The transcript is spliced from 5 exons. The annotation marks the transcript as partial.
AAUAAAGGACUUCAAAUUUAUGGAACAUGGAGUACAGAGAAAUUAUUAAAAUUAUUAACAAACAGACUUAAGCAAUGUAUCAAUAUGCAAUCAAAUGAAUUAAAACCAAUUUCUAGUGGUAUAAAUGAUACACGAUUAUGGAUUGCUAUUCAUAGUGGCUUAUAUAGUAAUUCUGUUCUAAAAGAAUUAAUACAAAAAGGAAUGUCUAUAUAUAAUAUCAUAAAAGCAAUGAAACUUGGACUUAUAAGUCUUAGUUAUUGUGAACUUUUCUAUUUUAAAAAAUUCAAUAUAGAACCAUAUAAUUUAGAAUUUAAAGAAUCUUGGAAUAAAUUUAGUGAUGAAUUAAUUUUAAAUUUAGUAUGUACAGGAUUGAGUGAAAUGAAUUGUUGGAAUAUUAUUAUAUAUGGAAUAAUGCUUCAAAGUCCAAAUAUUCUUCGUCAUUUAAUUUUAAGUGGUAUUGAUGUUCCUGGUAUUUUAAACUGGCAAUCUCCUAUUAAUUUUGCAUCAUCUAAAAUAAUUUUAUUCUUAAAACAUAUUGGAAUAAAUGAAAAUGUUAUAAAAUUGGUAGAAAAAUAUGGAAUUGAUGAAGAAACUGAACAAAUGUUAAUUGAUUUAGGACUUAAUGAAAUGGGAGAAAAAUUGUCAGAAUUGGAGGAACUAAUAUGUGAAUGCAGUUUAACUAUAUUGGAAUCAAACAGUUGUUCAGAAAUAAUAGAAAAUAUUGAAACAAAUAAUUCAGAAAGCAUUUUUAGUUCUACUAGUAUACCAGAUUGCUAUACUAUACCAGAUUUUUUUCAGCAAUGUAUUUGUCAAUGUCAUUUAUUAUCAAAAAAUAAUGCAAUGUUUCAAUCGAUUAUACGAAAUGACUAUUUAAGACAAAAUGUCAUGGUACCAUUAUCAUGGGCAAUGGCUACAUCUUUAGAAUACAAACCAUCAAAUCCAAUACAUUUCAUGGUAUAUCAAUUAUUAAAAUGGACUUAUAAUAAUAUUUCUGAAAUAAAAAAGGACAAUGUUCAACAAUUAAUUGCGUUAUCCACUAUAAAAAUGGAUCAUAAACUUAUCGUAAAAAAACAUCUAAAAAAAAAAUUAAUUGAAAAUGAAAAAACUAUAGAUAAUAUUCCUUGUGAUUUUUGUGAAGAUUAUCAAAAAUUGUAUCGAAUUAAAAAACAAUAUUGGAAAUGUGUAAAAUCAUUAAAA